UGUUUCGCAGCCCGGAGCUGUAGCAGCUGUUCGCUCUAGCAACUGGUUAGUCCAGCUUGCUGGGACUUUGACUUGCCGCUGAACUCCUGACAAGGGUCGCCCAGGGAUGCCUCUCGGCUUCUUUCUACGAGUAGCUUAACGCGCCCCGCCUGCCGUCCGGAUGGGACCGCCGGAGUGCUGUAAGAGGCGGGACGGAGGCUGCGGGCGAAGCCAGAGUUCCCAGUGAAUAUUGAGUUGCUGAGGAAUUUGGUUAAAGACAAGCUGCCAUUCCCAUUCCAUGGAUCCCUUGGGUGCCCCUUCUCAGUUUGUAAAUGUGGAUACACUACCAAGCUGGGGUGAACUUUGUGAAGAUGAAUUGAAUGCUUCUGAUACUGGAGCUGAAACAUUUCAGGAAGACACUAUUAGAUCACCUUUUCUUUAUAAUAAGGACAUCAAUGCAAAAGUGAUUCUUUGGAAAGGAGAUGUGGCAUUAUUGAACUGUACAGCCAUCGUGAAUACCAGCAAUGAAAGUCUUACAGACAAGAAUCCUGUGUCAGAAAGUAUCUUCAUGCUCGCAGGGCCUGAUUUGAAGGAGGAUCUCCAGAAACUUAAAGGUUGCCGGACAGGUGAAGCAAAAUUGACAAAAGGCUUUAACCUAGCUGCCCGGUUCAUCAUUCACACAGUGGGACCUAAAUACAAGAGCCGCUAUCGCACAGCAGCUGAGAGUUCCCUGUACAGCUGUUACAGAAAUGUGCUUCAGCUGGCAAAAGAGCAGCCAGUGUCUUCUGUUGGAUUCUGUGUCAUCAAUUCUGCAAAAAGAGGUUAUCCUUUAGAGGAUGCAACACACAUAGCACUUCGCACUGUAAGGAGAUUCCUAGAGGUUCAUGGGGAGACCAUUGAAAAAGUAGUAUUUGCUGUCUCUGACCUUGAAGAGGCUACUUACCGCAAGCUGCUACCUCUGUACUUCCCAAGAUCAUUAAAGGAGGAGAGUCGGUCAUUGCCCUACCUCCCUGCAGAUAUUGGAAAUGCAGAAGGGGAGCCUGUAGUACCUGAACGGCAGAUUCGAAUAAGUGAGAAACCUGGUGCCCCAGAGGACAACCAAGAGGAAGAGGAUGAAGGCUUAGGAGUUGAUCUGUCUUUCAUUGGCUCUCAUGCUUUUGCUCGAAUGGAAGGAGAUAUUGAUAAGCAAAGAAGACUCAUCCUUCAGGGGCAGUUAUCAGAGGCAGCCCUGCAGAAGCAGCAUCAGAGAAAUUAUAAUCGCUGGUUAUGUCAAGCAAGAUCUGAGGAUCUAUCUGAUAUUGCUUCUCUAAAAGCCUUAUACCAAACAGGUGUUGAUAACUAUGGUCGAACAGUGAUGGUGGUCGUUGGAAGAAACAUUCCUGUAACAUUAAUAGAUAUGGACAAGGCUCUCUUGUAUUUUAUCCAUGUAAUGGAUCAUAUUGUUGUGAAGGAAUAUGUAUUAGUAUAUUUUCACACACUUACCAGCGAAUACAAUCACCUGGACUCUGACUUCCUGAAGAAACUCUACGAUGUUGUUGAUGUCAAGUACAAGAGGAAUUUGAAGGCUGUUUAUUUUGUUCAUCCAACAUUUCGUUCAAAGGUAUCAACAUGGUUUUUUACCACCUUUUCUGUCUCAGGACUGAAGGACAAAAUCCACCAUGUGGAUAGCCUCCACCAGCUAUUUUCUGCCAUAUCACCAGAACAGAUUGACUUUCCUCCUUUUGUCCUUGAAUAUGAUGCCAGGGAAAAUGGGCCUUACUAUACAUUUUAUCCCCCAUCACCCGAUCUGUGACCUGCCAUCUAUCAGUGCUACUGGUUUCCAAGGACACCACUUUCUCCACUAAUUGCUACCUAUUGAAGUGAUACUCAUUUUUGCUGUUCAGAUCCAGAGAGCCUUUUGUAUCCACCUCUCUGGUAUUUUUUUAUUGACUAUAUUUUCUGGCACAUAAGCUGCUGAAAAUGGUAGGCCAUUCUGAACUGCACAUUUAUUUUAAAUUUGUAUAUUUGUAUCUAAUGAAAAUGUUUGUUUUUAGAGGGUUGUUAAUAGAAACUGGGAGCAACUUUUGAGUACCUUCAGUUUCCUGAAAGGGUACUGUAUUCUCCAUUAGACAAGCCACCAAUAUUGUCCACGUCAUCUCUUUAACCUUGCAUGCUUCCUUUGUGUAUUUAAGCAUUUCUCAAAAAAUAUAGAACCAAUAUGUGCUCACUGGAUGCAUUGUUUGCUUCAGAUCCUAGCAUUACAUUUUAUACAGAUUAUUUGGUUAUGAUAAAAGAGAAUUGUCUGGGAUCAAGGAUGUGGAAAUGUGUCUGAUCAAAAUCACUAGCAAAAUAUGGGACUUAGAAUUUUACUGUACCAAAUAAGACUAAGAUUUAAGGACUAAAGUUCCUUGGAUUAUGUGAUUUGUUAAGAUUGCCACUGUUCUGGUCUCAACAGGAGAAAAGAAGAAGACUGUAUCUUCAGCCUUUUCCUUUUAUCAUGAGUGAUUUGGUCUCCUGAGUCAAAAGCACUGCAUUUGUUGCUACUCUUAAAUGAAGGGCCUCUCCUGAGACUCCAUCUAUGGGCCAUCAGAAGGUGCUGUCUUCCUAGAGUCAUGAGUGAUUUUUCUUGGCUCCUAGGGCUACUCUCUCUCCAAGGACAUUCCCGAGCAGUGUCUCUUGAGUUGCCAACAAUCUGAAGGGAGUGUGUUGUAGUGAACAAAAUUCCAGGCCACUUUUGCCAUUCAGGCUCUGAUUGUGCCUUAGCUUGCUUAUGAAUAAAAAUUAGAGUUAUGCUACCUACCUCACAGAGGUAUCAUGAGGAUAGCAUUUAGAAAGGGCUUUGAUGUCUCUGGAUGAAAAAUGCUAGGGGAGUUUGUGUGGGUGUCUUUAAUUCGUUUUUAAGUGAUAAUAAAUAUACUUGAGGGAAUGCUA
Messenger RNA from Manis pentadactyla (Chinese pangolin), 2889 nucleotides. RefSeq names its product ganglioside induced differentiation associated protein 2 (gene GDAP2). Bases 278 to 1771 code for a protein of 497 amino acids. NCBI's taxonomy places the organism in Eukaryota, Metazoa, Chordata, Mammalia, Pholidota, Manidae. The transcript is spliced from 14 exons. The record is from RefSeq and is a predicted model, not a curated record.